Messenger RNA from Eriocheir sinensis (Chinese mitten crab), 1673 nucleotides. RefSeq lists its product as uncharacterized. Bases 151 to 651 code for a protein of 166 amino acids. The record is from RefSeq and is a predicted model, not a curated record. The transcript has 5 exons. NCBI's taxonomy places the organism in Eukaryota, Metazoa, Arthropoda, Malacostraca, Decapoda, Varunidae.
GCGAGGGAUAGAUAGGGGAGGGGCCAAGUACUAUAUAUUGAAGGUGAGACCGUUCCAGCGUCACACUACACAGCUACCGCCGAGGACCUGCUGAAAGUACUCCUCUACUGCUUCUACUGCUCUCCUCCGCACAAACCCACAAGACUCACAAUGAAGACCCAAAACCCGACUCUCGUUGCUGUGGUGCUGCUGGGGCUGGGGCUCGUGAUGCUUGCCGGGGACAGCCGCGCUCAGACUCGCGAGGACGCCAACUGCAUCGCCAACAUGAUCUCCCAGGCCGGGGGGCGUCGGGCAAGGGGAAUGGUGAUGCGGAUAUUGGAGCACUUCAAGAAUCGGAAUGGAACGAAGACGAUCGGGGAGAAGAUGAGCUCCAUGAUGCAAAUGUGCACUUGCUCAGAGGUGAACCCGGAUGCUACAGACGCUCAGAUCUGCCAGUGUGUUGAUGAGGUCAAGGAGUGUGACAUGAUGCAUAAGCCCAACAGUACCACCGCCCCCGAGGAAAUCCAGGGCAAAUACAACAGUUGGAUGGAGUGCAUGGGAGGAGAAAGGCUGUCCAGCGCUUUGGGAUGCAAGGAAACGCUCUUCACAAAUCCCGCCCAGAUGCUGUGUGAGAUGAAGAACCUGAAAGGCAUUUGCACCCAGACCGAGUGAGAUUUUUCUCCUCAGCACCUAAUUCUCAGACACAUUCAGCUCUCACAACUAUUUCCAAAGUCCACAAAGGAGAUUAGUCGGGUUUCCAUGAGUGUUUCUUCACGUUCAUGGUGUAGAACCCUUGCCAGACUAUCCCAAGGCUCAUAAAACUACCCAUGGAGAUGCCCACAACCUAUACGAAAGCCUUGGCAAAUGUGUGUGUAAGCUCCGUGAUGUUUGAGAAUAUGGGCCUGUCAAUGUCACUAAAUGGAAAAGAUGCCUGCUUGCCCAACCCAUGACCUACUCUUGACCUUUCUCAAGUCUAGCUUCUCCCCUUGUUCAGUAAUAGCCUAGUCUUCUUUUUCGUUCCUCCCCAUCAACACUUCCGUUUUCUUUUAACUUGGUUCUCUUAUUUCUAGUUUUCAUAUUUUCUUGACAUGGAAAAGAUGUCUGCUUACCCAACCUCUGAUCUAUCCUUGACCUUUCUCUAGCCUAGCUUCUCCCCUUGGUAAGUCAUAGGCUCAUAGGCUAGUCUUCUUUUUCGUUCCUCCCUAUCAAUGUUUCCAUUUUCUUUUAACUUCGUUCUCUUUUAUUUCUAGUUUUCGUAUUUUCUUGACCUGUUAGUUUGCUUUUUAUCCUUUGUUUAUAUGUUUCGUCCCCACUACUCCCUAUCUUCCCCCCCCAAUUCGUUUUCUAGCUUUCUUUUUUACCUUUUCUUCUAUCCUUGCAUGGUUUAUAAUUUUCGUUCCAGUUGCUCUCUAUCUUCCUAAUAAUUCCUCCCAAUCUUUCGGGUCGUUUUUUGUUUUGGUUUUUUUCCACUUCUCACUUAGUUUUGUUCUAGUUCGUCCCCCUCUCGACCCACGUCCCCAGUUUUGUUUGCACUGUUUUGUUUAGGCCUUAGACAUUGUAUCUAUUUCUUAGUUAUUACCGUUCCCCAGUUUUGCUCAGUUGUGUCCAGUAUUAAAAUUCGUUCCUGCCUAAUAAACACGACUCAUUUUUUGUGGUAAUUUAUUUUGGUUUUUCAAAUAAAUUUUCAAGCAUCA